Molecule: messenger RNA, 645 nt
Organism: Lasiosphaeria miniovina
Lineage: Eukaryota; Fungi; Ascomycota; Sordariomycetes; Sordariales; Lasiosphaeriaceae
Exons: 2
Source: RefSeq, a predicted model, not a curated record
CUGUUGCGCCUCCCGAAUCUUGCCCUCCUCAACCCUUGCAGACCACAACACCCCUCGCCGCUUUUGCUCAGGCGACCACCCGCGAAACACUUAGGGAGGUGACUAAAAUAGGUUUAGACUCGAUGGGCAGUGUCCUGGGCCCAGAAGAUGAUAAUUAGCAACUUUUCGCGAGGGAAGUGCUUGUACCAUGGCUGGGCCCAAAACUGGGACCGCCGAGGAGCACAUAAGUACUUGCCCUCCCACCUUGAGAAUCUGCUCGUAGGGCCUAGUUUAUGGCCAUCUCUACUAUCGGCUUCUUGACAUUUUUAAGAUUUUACUCUAUUAUUUCCGUCUAUCUUGAGCAGAUCGCCGCAUUAGCUCUUAGCUCUCUAGUUAGCUAGAUCCACUGACAUCAAUACGUCACCUAUUACAUCGGGGAAAUUUCAAAUCGAUUUUCUAUUUUUCUCACGCCGCCAAAGACAGCUGCCGAAGAUGGUCAGGAAAAGGACAGCAGAUGAGAGGAGAAGAUGCGCAGAAGAGAACGGAUUCAAUGACGACGACAUGGAUAUUGAUGACGAACCUGUCCUACGUGAGUAUUUUGCCAAGUUUAUAGCAAAGUCCGCUAAAGGUGUUCUGGACCCGGAGGGAAAGCCGACCGUUCAAAAC